CUCAGCCAGGACGGCCCGAGUGGGGGUGGGGCGGGACGCUCCCCUCCCCCGCCGCGGCGGCGUCUGACGUCCCGCGCAUCUGAGGCCGCGGAGCAGCGCGGGGAGCCCGGGGUGUGAAGAGAAAAAAAUGACACUCCAAUGGACGGCAGUUGCAACCUUUCUUUAUGCUGAAAUAGGACUCAUGUUAAUCUUCUGUCUACCUUUUAUUCCUCCUCAGAGAUGGCAGAAGAUUUUUUCAUUUAGUGUCUGGGGUAAAAUUGCAACUUUUUGGAACAAGGCUUUCCUUACCAUUAUAGUCCUAUUGAUUGUUCUGUUUCUAGAUGCUGUGAGAGAAGUAAGGAAAUACUCCUAUACUCAUACCAUUGAGAAGAGCUCAACCAGCAGACAUGAUGCCCAUGAACAUACACAGAUGAAACUUUUUAGGUCCCAAAGAAAUCUUUACAUUUCUGGAUUUUCAUUAUUUUUCUGGCUAGUGUUGAGACGUCUGGUUACGCUUAUUACUCAGCUGGCGAAAGAACUGUCAAACAAAGGAGCGCUUAAAUCUCAAGCAGAAAAUACUAACAAGGCUGCCAAAAGAUUUAUGGAAGAGAAUGAAAAACUAAAAUGGAUCUUGAAAAGCUAUGGAAAGGAUGAUGAUCACAUUUUGGAAGCAGAAAAUAAAAAACUAAUAGAAGAGCAGGAAAAACUGAAAACUGAAUUAAAAAAGACUUCAAAUGCCCUUUCUAAGGCACAAAAUGAUGUGAUGACAAUGAAGGUGCAAUCAGAGAGACUUUCACAAGAAUAUGAUCUGCUCCUGAAAGAACACUCAGAGCUUCAGAGUCGUUUAGGAAAAGACAAUAAGAAAGGCCUGUAAACUUUAUGAAAGAAGACCAUAAUACACCGUGUCAAGAUGAUAAAUUUGUUAUCAUGUUAACCUCUAGGAAAUUUAAAAUUCAGUUCAUAAAAUGCACUUCAACUGGCCAGCAAUUUUUUUAACUCCACAUAUAAGCUGUAUCAUAAUGGCAUUAUCAAAAUAUUUGAUGAUAUCUCAAGCAUAUUAUAAAGUCUGUAUUCCAGCUCUUAAGAAAAAUAUAAGCAUGUUAACUAUCAUAUUUACAUAUUGACAGUAAUAUUGGAGUAUGGUGGCUAUUUACCAAUAAAAGGAAAAUUCAUUAGCCAGUUACUUCCAAAAUUAGAUUUUUUAAGCUGCAUGAAACCAUUAAUAGCCUUAAAAGCUUUGAUGAGUUCUUAAUAAUAAUCUAUUUAAUCAGAUGAUGAUGUGUUUGAAAAUACUUGUCAGUAUCAGCAAAUUUGUUCAAAGGAAGAUUAAAUAAGGAUAAAUGAUAAGAAUUAGUCAUUAUAUUUAUAGAGAACAAUUUUGGAACAUAUAAUGAAAGCAGUGACCUUAGUUUUUUUUUUUGGCCCAAUGUUAUAGUUUACUCUUAUAAAAUAGCUAUAUUGAUAAUUAUAUUUUUGUUAUUGUGUUUCCGCACUUGUUGGAUUAAUCAUUUUUUAUUGACAUUUGUGUUAAUAACACAUAAUUAGUAAGCACUCUACAUUUUCAGGUUGAGCUAGUAAUAGAGCUUAUAUCUAUUUGCCUAAUUGACAUAGCACUAAACUCAACUUAUUUUACAAUAAUGUGGAAUUCUUAACUUUAAAAGUUAAUGUAUUACAUAACCAAAAAGCAGUGUUUUCCAUGUUUGUUAAAGUUAGUAAUUAUACAAAUAUUACCUCAAAUAUACAUAAUGCUGGUGGCACACAAUUUCACUGAGAUGUUUCUAUAUUCUGAAAACUAAAUAUUAAAUACUAUUUUUACUAUUUUUCCAUUCAAAUAUUCAUUUAGAGUUUUGUUUAGAAGAUGGUAAGGAUUGUGAUAUUAACAUGAUUAAGGUUGUUCCAGUGUUUAGACAUGAAAAUCAUCUUCCUUGUCUCACUAAGACCUAAAUAUAAAAGAAAAUGGAAAAUAAUUACUGGAGUUUUUA
Molecule: messenger RNA, 1961 nt
Organism: Galeopterus variegatus (Sunda flying lemur)
Lineage: Eukaryota; Metazoa; Chordata; Mammalia; Dermoptera; Cynocephalidae
Gene: BCAP29
Product: B-cell receptor-associated protein 29
Exons: 8
Coding region: 128-853 (241 amino acids)
Biological process (GO): endoplasmic reticulum to Golgi vesicle-mediated transport; intracellular protein transport
Cellular component (GO): endoplasmic reticulum membrane; endoplasmic reticulum
Source: RefSeq, a predicted model, not a curated record